UAAGACAUGCAACUACUGUUUACUUUGCUCCUCUUCUUCCACCUAAAUUAUGUCAUACCAACGGAGAAUAGGCAGUCGCCUAUAUGCCUGGCAUGUUGUUUGAUGCACUUGCAGACUGCCGUACGCACAUGCCCUGCUGACGUUAGUGCGGCCAAUUAUGUUGGAUGUCGAAACCAUGCAAUGGAGACGUGGCUUACAUGCGUGUCUUUGUGCCCGAUGAUUUCUAGAAGAGUUUAAAUAUACUUCUUGUUCAAAGAGGAAACCUUUGUUUUACAGCCAUAUAGUUCCUAGCAGAUAUUGCUAUACA
Messenger RNA from Dicrocoelium dendriticum, 307 nucleotides. NCBI's taxonomy places the organism in Eukaryota, Metazoa, Platyhelminthes, Trematoda, Plagiorchiida, Dicrocoeliidae. The record is from the annotation of a GenBank genome assembly.